Messenger RNA from Botrytis byssoidea, 747 nucleotides. RefSeq lists its product as uncharacterized. The record is from RefSeq and is a predicted model, not a curated record. Bases 1 to 747 code for a protein of 248 amino acids. The transcript has a single exon. Lineage: Eukaryota; Fungi; Ascomycota; Leotiomycetes; Helotiales; Sclerotiniaceae.
AUGUCGUAUAAAGCCCAAGCUCCGGUAUACAACACCGACAACGGCGAAAAGCCACCUCCAUCGAUCGAAGACGAGAGAAUUAGCCCCCAAACUUUCUACAAGCUAGCUGCUCUUGCUUUAGAACCUGAAUCUGAAUCUGAAUCUGAAUCUGACUUUGAAUCUGACCCUGAGAUUGAGGAGUAUGAAGCUUAUCAGAAACCAUAUUAUGAUUACAGACAUGAAGAGAGAUCUCGUGCGAGAUCUCCAUCUCCUGAGCCUGUUUAUCGGCAAUCGAGCUCCAAAUAUUAUAGGGAUGAUCAUAGACCACAAACUACUUAUGAAAGAGAAGAGUACCGCAGACUAACAGUUCCUCAUCCAGAUCCAACUGCAGAAUAUCGUGCCCGAAAGCGAGCCGAGCGAGCUGCUCGAGCUACCCAGUAUGAUGAACCUCAACCAUCUCACUAUAGCCGCAGAGCUACUUCCCCUGAGAGAAAAGAUUAUCGCAGAGAUAGAGAAGAGUAUCGCAGACCUCAUGUUCCUGAUCCACCCCAAUAUCAAUACUACAGCCCCAGAGGACGAUCACCAUCUCCUCCUCCCACACGGCCAGUAUAUCAACCAGAAUCUUCUUCAUCCUCAUACUCAUCCUCUAGUGGCACACGUGCUGAGAAAUUAAGGAGGAUGGAAGAAGAACGAGAAAACCGAGAAAGAAUUAGAGAGGAGAUUCGAGCAAAGCAAGAACUCAGAAAGGAAAGGCUUGGUAAGUUUUAA